CUUUGUCCUUUGCAGAUCUUUGAACUCCAGCUGAGUCACUGCCAGCUUGGUUCAAGAUGCCACCGGCUACCGGAGGCCCUGUGGGAUACACCCCUCCUGAAGGAGGAUGGGGAUGGGCUGUGGUUGUUGGGGCCUUCAUCUCCAUUGGGUUUUCUUAUGCCUUCCCCAAAUCCAUCACUGUGUUCUUCAAAGAGAUUGAGGUCAUCUUCAACGCGUCCAGCAGCAAAGUCUCAUGGAUCUCCUCCAUCAUGCUGGCGGUUAUGUAUGCAGGAGGUCCCAUCAGUAGCAUCCUGGUGAACAAGUACGGCAGUCGGCCUGUUGUGAUCAUAGGUGGCCUCCUUGCUGGGAGCGGGUUGAUUUCAGCCUCCUUCUGCAACACGGUGGAGGAGCUCUACUUCUGCAUUGGGGUUGUAGGAGGCCUUGGACUUGCAUUUAACUUGAACCCAGCCUUAACCAUGAUCGGCAAGUACUUCUAUAAGAGGCGUCCCCUGGCCAAUGGGCUGGCGAUGGCGGGCAGCCCCGUGUUCCUCUCCACCCUGGCGCCCUUGAACCAGCUCUUCUUUGGCAUCUUUGGCUGGCGUGGCAGCUUCCUCGUCCUCGGAGGUCUCUUGCUGAACUGUUGUGUUGCUGGAUCCCUGAUGCGGCCCAUCGGCCCAAAGCCAGACCAGCUGAAGAAGGAGGUCGCUAAGGAGGCGCUGCAGGAGGCUGGGAAGGCUGGUGACACCAGCACAGACCUCAUCGGUGGGAAGAGCAAGGAAGAGAAGAGCUCAUUUUUCCAGACGAUCAACAAGUUCUUGGACCUGACCCUGUUCAAGCACAGGGGCUUCCUGCUCUAUCUCUCGGGCAACGUGGUCAUGUUCUUCGGGCUGUUUGCUCCCUUGGUCUUCCUCAGCAAUUAUGCAAAGAGCAAAAAGAUUAGUAACGAGUCUGCAGCUUUCCUGCUCUCCAUCCUGGCCUUUGUAGACAUGGUGGCCAGACCUUCCAUGGGACUAGUGGCAAACACCAAGUGGAUCAGACCCAGAAUCCAGUAUUUCUUUGCCAUCGCUGUGAUUUACAAUGGGGUUUGUCACCUCUUGGCCCCCAUGUCCACCAGCUAUGCUGGCUUCUGUAUUUAUGCUGGCUUCUUUGGCUUUGCCUUCGGCUGGCUGAGCUCAGUCCUGUUUGAGACCCUGAUGGACCUGGUGGGAGCGCAGCGGUUCUCCAGCGCCGUCGGCUUGGUGACCAUUGUGGAGUGCUGCCCCGUGCUUCUGGGACCCCCUAUGCUAGGGAAGCUCAAUGACAUGUACGGUGACUACAAGUACACGUACUGGGCCUGCGGGGUCAUCCUCGUCAUCUCUGGGAUCUACCUUUUCGUUGGGAUGGGCAUCAACUACCGCCUGGUGGCAAAGGAACAGAAGGCGGAGAAGGCGAAGCACGAAGGGAAGGAGGAGGAGACCAACGUCGACGAAGCUGGGAAGCAGAAAGAGGCAAACAACGAUGUGGCUCCCUCGUCUCAGAAGAGUGGGGAGGAUGGUGUCAAAGAGGAGGAGAGCCACAUGUGAGGGACAGGUCUCAAUCCCAGAGUGUCGGGGAAGUGCUGCUGCCCUGGCGCAGUGGCUGGGGCACUGCUCCGUUGGCGCUGGGCAGCCGUGAGAAGUGUUUAAACCAGG
This is a messenger RNA of Nestor notabilis (Kea), 1649 nucleotides long. RefSeq names its product solute carrier family 16 (monocarboxylate transporter), member 1 (gene SLC16A1). Gene Ontology annotation, cellular component: membrane. The transcript has 4 exons. Bases 57 to 1541 code for a protein of 494 amino acids. NCBI's taxonomy places the organism in Eukaryota, Metazoa, Chordata, Aves, Psittaciformes, Psittacidae. Gene Ontology annotation, molecular function: monocarboxylic acid transmembrane transporter activity. Gene Ontology annotation, biological process: transmembrane transport; monocarboxylic acid transport. The record is from RefSeq and is a predicted model, not a curated record.